Molecule: messenger RNA, 793 nt
Organism: Pseudophryne corroboree (corroboree frog)
Lineage: Eukaryota; Metazoa; Chordata; Amphibia; Anura; Myobatrachidae
Product: ADP-ribosylation factor-like protein 4A
Biological process (GO): vesicle-mediated transport; intracellular protein transport
Cellular component (GO): cytoplasm; plasma membrane
Molecular function (GO): GTPase activity; GTP binding
Source: RefSeq, a predicted model, not a curated record
UGGCGGUUGGGGGUGAUGCUGGGCACUCCCUGUGGAUACCAGGCACUGCAGCACUUUAUGGAGUAGCUGCAACGGAGGUGAUUUGCUGGAGCGGGUUAGGACGUUGAUUAUCUGACCACCCGUGGUUACAGACUUGCUUACGAUGGGGAACAGACUUUCGGAACAGACUCCGAUCCUGUCUGGUAUAUCACCGUUCCACGCUCUGCAUAUUGCCAUCUUGGGUUUGGACUGCGCCGGAAAGACAACGGUAUUGUACAGGUUACAGUUCAAUGAGUUCGUCAAUACCGUCCCCACCAAAGGAUUUAACACGGAGAAAAUCAAAGUGCCACUUAGUUCCAAGACUGUUACCUUUCACUUCUGGGACGUGGGGGGGCAGGAUAAGCUGCAGCCGCUGUGGAAAUCCUACACAAGGUGCACCGAUGGGAUUGUGUUUGUCGUGGACUCGGUGGACGCUGAACGGAUGGAGGAAGCGAAAACUGAAAUGUAUAAGAUUACAAAAAAUUCUGAGAACCAGGGCGUCCCCGUCCUUAUUGUAGCAAACAAGCAGGACCUCAGGAACUCUCUGUCGCUUUCGGAAAUCGAGAAGCUGCUGGCCUUAAAUGAACUUAGCUCAUCCACACCGUGGCAUCUCCAGCCCACCUGCGCCAUCAUUGGCGACGGGCUAAGGGAGGGGAUAGAAAACUAUAUGAUAUGAUCAUUAAGAGGCGGAAAAUGCUGAGACAGCAAAAGAAAAAAAAGAUGAAGAGGUCUUUGCAUUCUAGUAUGACAAAAAGUAUAUAUGUUAAACGUAGAC